Messenger RNA from Chionomys nivalis (European snow vole), 1168 nucleotides. RefSeq names its product glycoprotein Xg-like. The transcript is spliced from 5 exons. NCBI's taxonomy places the organism in Eukaryota, Metazoa, Chordata, Mammalia, Rodentia, Cricetidae. The record is from RefSeq and is a predicted model, not a curated record. The coding region runs from base 24 to 251 and encodes 75 amino acids. Gene Ontology annotation, biological process: positive regulation of neutrophil extravasation; T cell extravasation; homotypic cell-cell adhesion.
UCAGUUUCCCCCGCGGUCCGAGGAUGGAGACGGCGCCGUGGCCGCUGCUGCUCCUGGCGCUGGCGUCGCCGUGGGCGCCGCGCGUGCGCGGUGACGACGGCGACUUUGACCUCGCGGACGCCUUGGACCCCGAUCCAACUCCGAAGCCCAGCGGGGGUCUCUACCCGAAGCUCCCAGUGGACCCGCCGCCCUCGGACCCACACGGAGGAGAUGCUGUGCUGAGUCUUCCUGACUUGUGGGUGCUAUGCUGAGUCCCCCAGGUGCUGCACUGAGUUCUCCCUGAGUGCUGCGCUGAGUCGUCCCAGGGGCUUCACUGACUCCUUUGGGUGUUGCGCUGAGUUUUCCCCAGGUGCUGGUCUGAGUACUCUUCGGUGAUGGGUACUGUGGUGAGUCCUCCUCGAGUUCUAUGCUGAAUCCCGUUGCCCCGGGUGCUGCACUGAGUCCCCCUCCACAGACGUUCAGGCCCCGUCCACAGCCCAGUGUGCUAAGUACUUCGUGCUCAGUACUCCGUGCUCGGUGCUUGGUGCUCGGUGCUCAGUGCUUGGUGCUCAGUGCUUGGUGCUCGGUGCUCAGUGCCCCAUGUGCUCAGUACUUGGUGCUCGGUGCUCAGUGCCCCAUGUGCUCAGUGCUUGGUGCUCAGUGUCCCAGGUGCUCAGUUCUCAGUGCUUGGUACUCAGUGAACUCGGUGCUCAGUGCUUAGUGCUUCGUACUUAGUGCUUGGUGCUCAGUGCUCGGAGCCCAGUUCUUGGUGUGCUUGGUGCUCAGUGCUUGGUGCUCAGUGCUUGGUGUUCCGUGCUCAGUCCUUGAUUCUCGGUGAUCAGUGCCCCAGGUGCUCAGGACUCAGUGCUUGGUGCUCAGUACUAAAUGCUUGGUGCUUGGUGCUCAGUGUUUGGUGCUCGGUGCCCUAGUUGCUUGGUGCUCAGGGCUCAGUGCUUGGUACUCAGAGAUCAGUGCUUGGUGCCUAGUGCCCUAGGUGCUCAGUGCUUGGUGCUCAGUACACUGGGUGCUUGAUGCUAAGUCCUCUUUUCUUCCCUAUUCGACCUCAAAGCCCAGCGGGGGUGGUUGAUGUCAUCUGGCGCCCGGGAGGGUUAGGGUGCUGAAUGCUCAGUCUCCCUCGGGUGCUUUGCUGAGUUUUUUCUCCCCAUGGGUGCUGUGCUGAGUUCUCCUU